CAAUGUUGUGUUUUGGUGCAGAAUUUCUGAAUUUCUCAGUUCCAAACGACCAUUUAGCUAUCUGUCAACGUAGUUUUCUGUAAAAUUGUAGAUCUUACAUCUCCUAGAUGCAAUCUUCGACGAAUCCAGAAUGUAUACCAUCGUUAGAAUUCCCCGAGAUACCAAACAAAGACGAAUUAGUGGAUUGGACUUAUUCUAAGAGACGAGAAAUGCAGGAAAUUGUUCCAGGAGUUUAUCUUGGUCCAUACUCAGCAGCAAUGAAUAGCAAAUUAGGAGUUUUAAAGCAAGUUGGAAUCUCUCAUGUAGUUUGUAUACGACAGAAUAUUGAAGCAAACUUUGUGCGGCCCAACUUUCCUCAACACUUUAAGUAUUUGGUAUUAGAUGUAGCAGACUCACCCACAGAAAAUAUUAUUACACAUUUUCCAAAGGUGAAAGCUUUUGUUGACAGCUGUUUAAGUAGCGGAGGAAAAGUUCUUCUCCAUGGAAAUGCUGGAAUAUCUAGAAGUGCUGCUUUAAUGAUUGCUUUCAUUAUGGAAACAUAUGGAUUAAACUAUAGAGAUGCAUUUCAUUAUGUGCAACAAAGAAGAUUCUGUAUUAAUCCCAAUGAAGGUUUUGUUCAACAACUAAUGGAAUAUGAACCAAUUUAUUUAGCCAAUUACCAAGCAAGGACGUCAGGAGAAAGAUUAAAUCAGUCUGGUGGGAUCAAAAGAGCUCAUGAGGAUGAACCAAGAGAUGACAUGAUGGACACGUGAUCACUGUUGUUACCAGCAGAGUUGAUUUUCAUAGUACCAGUUAAAGCACAAAGUAACUGGUGUAUAGAGACAGCAUCUCUGAUGUUUAUGGGACAGCAAAUCCUGGAAGAUGGCCAUAAUACAAAAUCUGAUCUUGGGAAGGACAAUCACCCAAAUUACAUCUGUUCAGCUAUUUAUAGAUUAUAUAAAAGAUGUGUUUACAUAGAUCAAAACUACACAAUACUAGGUAGAAAAUUGUUAAGUAAUUUUAGCAUCAUCCAUAGCAGCCUUUUCUUUCCUCUUUGUAUUUGGAUAUGAGCUGUUUAUGACUUUGUUGUUUUUAGUGAAAUUAUCAGAGGUGCAUUUUUUAUUGGUAAUGACGUAAACAGUGUUUACCUGUGUGAAUAUUACAAUAGCCCUAUAACUACAAAAUCUGAUUGUAAAUUCUCCCUUCUUGCUACUAUACAUUUCCUCACGAAAAGUUGGUGUUGGAUCGAGGUAACAACUUCAACCUGAUAACUUAAUUGUGUAUGUAAUCUUAUUACCUGAAUAGAGUUUGCUUAUUUGUUGGCGUGUUUCCUUUUUUUUUUGAGCAGAAAAACACAAACUUAAGUAUUUAAAAGGAUUUAUUUUUCAACUGAUAAGUGACUGUGUCUACCUUGGCUACAAUGGGAAUCUAUCCUUACGCAGAAAAAAAAACUUCGUAGAGAAAAAUCAGUAUUGUUUGUUAUUGAAAAGCGAGGAUUUAUGAAGAUAUUUUCGAAUCGUGUAUUUUCGUUAAAAAACAAAAGCUACAGGCGAUGGUUAAAUCAUUUUUUCCGUGUUUUUUCUCUUAAAAGAUCAAUUUCUAACAAAUAAAAUCUUAGAACUGA
Molecule: messenger RNA, 1603 nt
Organism: Stylophora pistillata
Lineage: Eukaryota; Metazoa; Cnidaria; Anthozoa; Scleractinia; Pocilloporidae
Product: serine/threonine/tyrosine-interacting protein
Biological process (GO): negative regulation of SCF-dependent proteasomal ubiquitin-dependent catabolic process; regulation of ERK1 and ERK2 cascade; negative regulation of protein binding
Cellular component (GO): nucleoplasm; cytoplasm
Molecular function (GO): F-box domain binding
Source: RefSeq, a predicted model, not a curated record